Molecule: messenger RNA, 1301 nt
Organism: Beta vulgaris subsp. vulgaris (sugar beet)
Lineage: Eukaryota; Viridiplantae; Streptophyta; Magnoliopsida; Caryophyllales; Amaranthaceae
Exons: 9
Coding region: 288-1097 (269 amino acids)
Biological process (GO): lipid homeostasis
Cellular component (GO): endoplasmic reticulum; membrane
Source: RefSeq, a predicted model, not a curated record
CUCAAGUUCUUUAUUUUAAUCCAUCAUACACAAUCACAAAUUUACAAUAAUUAUAAUAAUAACCAUCAUCAUCAUCAUCUUUCUUGUGAUGAUUUCUAGAUUCUUUAUUUUCUCCCCUAAUCUUUCGAUUCUCCUUCAUCUUUCUUUCGUUCUUUUCACUUUUUAAACUACUUUAUUAUCCCUUUUCUGUCACCAUCCCUAAUUUUCUCUCUCCUCUUUCGCAACACAACAUUCUCGAAUUCGCGACAUCUCUCUUAACUUUCUGUUCUUGGAAGUUCAAUAUUGCUAUGAAUAUGGUAACUUAUUACCAGAACUGGGUCAGUCAGCUAUUGGAAGAGUAUCAGUUUGAAUAUCCAUGGAUUCCAUGUACUUCUAUAUUAUGUGGCAUCUUCACCUGCAGAAUUGUAUAUAAUUUGUCUCAAUUAAUCAGUGGUAUUUGCUUCAAACACUAUCCUACCCUUCCGAAGAUGAAGCAAGUUGAGUGGGACAACAGGGCUAUAUCAACUCUACAUGCAAUCUUUAUUACAGCUUUGUCGAUUUAUUUGGCAUUUUGGUCCGAUCUCUUUUCUGAUGACUUACAACGUGGGCCAGUCCUAUAUCGAAGCUCAGCAUCAUCAUCUUUUGUUUUAGGGGUUUCAGUUGGCUACUUCCUUUCUGAUCUUGCCAUGAUAUUUUGGUUUUACCCUGCUUUAGGUGGAAUGGAAUAUGUGUUUCAUCAUCUUCUAUCAAUGGGAGCACUAGCAUAUGGUAUGUUAACUGGGUUGGGGCAAUUUUAUGCUUAUAUGGUUCUUCUUUCCGAGACAACAACGCCAGGGAUCAAUCUCAGAUGGUAUCUUGACGCAGUUGGGAUGAAGAAAUCAAAAGCUUAUGUUUUCAAUGGAGUGGCUAUAUUCUUAACUUGGCUGGUUGCUAGGAUUCUUCUAUUUAUGUAUGUUUUCUACCACCUCUAUGUGCACUAUGAUCAGAUCAAGCAGUUGCCACUAUUUGGAUAUUACCUCGUUUUAAUUGCCCCAUGUGUUCUUGGAGGCUUGAAUUUGAUGUGGUUUUCGAAGAUUACAAAAGGAAUGAUCAAGACAUUGGCAACAAAGAUGGAUUGAGAAAGGUCGAAACAGUAUUUAUUUCUCCAUUACUUUGUGCAUACCCCUUGUAAAUUGUAUAGAUAGUGAACCGAAAUGAAGCUGACUGGCUUCUUACAGAAGCAACAUCUCUAGGAGUCUUGGUAUGCAAUUGAUUCAGAAAAUGUUGUACAAAUAAAACCGCAUAGGCACAUAAGUAAAUGUGUUAGUGUUAUAUACCCUUUA